UAGCACAUGCGCACUGUGAAAGGACGCCGACUCGGCUGACGUCAAGAUGGCAUCCUCCUCGACAACAGAGGCCCUUUGGUAAAUUAAUUACAACAUUUAAUCGACAUUUUUCCGCUAUCGGCUGCAACAAAGAAGGCGUUUUUUAUAAAAAGCCGCGCUUGUCGUCGUCGUCGACUUUAAUAAAAUGGCGACUGGAGCCCGCCGUGCUAGAGUAGGCCUCUGACGUCAUCAUUGGUGGACGGCUUCAAAGCCAGCGUUUUUUUUUGCUACGAUGAGACAUAAACACGCCACUUAGCCGCUCGCCUGCGGUGCGCGACUAAAUAGGACUCGUUGAUGCUGGCGUGUGGUCUGAGAAGAGAGUUUAAGACUAGCUAAGUACGCUAAGUGUGAGAAUAUAGCGGCGCAUGCUAGGCUAGGCUAGGCUAGCUAGCUAACCUGACCUCGGCCGGGAAGCUUAAGUAGUUUUAAAAUGUUCCUAAGUAACAAUUGUACCUUCUUAACAUCCGGGCAUUUAGACAGUAUUAACAACAUUUAGUCGUGAACGUACCUUAGUACCUUCUUAAAGGAGCAGUAGUGGAACAUCCGGGCAUUUCGCAGUAGUGGAACAUCCGGGCAUUUCGCAGUAGUGGAACAUCCGGGCAUUUAGGCAGUAUUAACAGCACUUAAUGGUGAGUUCAUCCAAGUAGACUUAUUAGCUUCCAUGAGGGAGCCUCGCUCUCGGACUUGACCAGGGGUGGUGGUGGAGAUGUCGGAGCUGCCGCAGAUGCCGCCGGAGCUCUGGGUGUCCGUGUUCAGCUACCUGAGCACGGAGGAGAAGCACGCUGUCCGCGGCUGCUGCCGAGCCCUGAAGAAGCUGGUGGACCACCCGUACCUGUGGAGGAGGUACACGGUGGUGCUGACGGACCUCCGCCGCUACACCUUCGGCUUCUGGGACACCCUGCGCCAGCGCAAGCUGACCCGGGUGGCGGUGCGCCACCUCCGGCGGAAGGAGUGGCGGCGGCUGGUCAAGUUCCUGCCGACGCUCACCGCCAUCGUGUUCGUGGACGGCGGGCGGGUCUACAAGCAGAAGUACCUGGACCACCUGAUGCAGUUCCCGGACAUCAGGGACGUGGGCGUGCGGGACACCACCUGGACGGAGCCCAUGCUGGGCCCCGGCCUGAUCGCCCACCUGAAGGAGCGGCUGACGCACUUGAGCGUGUGCAACGUCAGCCUGCCGUGCACCGUGGCCUUCGUGGCGGCCGUCUCGCAGCUCGGCAACCUGCGCUACCUGCUCUUCCACCAGCAGGGCUACGGCCUGGACAAGGUGCGCCCCGUGCCCCGGGAAGACUUCCACCACAUGAUGGUGCGCCUAAAGAAGCUCAAACACCUCUCGUGGGGGAUGCGGGGGGAGCCCCAGGAACCUCUGCCGGAUGACUACCUGAGUCCCCCGGACCCUCGGCAACCAGGCGCCCAGUACGGCGGCCCGGCCCUGACCACCUUGGAGCUGGUGGACUACCCCGAGACCAUCCUGCCCGAGACGGCCCUCUGGAGCCUGACCUCGCUGCGCUCGCUGACGGUGCGCUACAGGUACAUCCGAGAUGGCGUGGACUGUCGCCUGACCUCCUGGCUGACUCCCCUCAAGAACCUGGAGUCUCUCAGCAUCAUCGGUGGGAACUCCCUGGCCGUCUACACCACCACCAUCCCCGCCAGCGUGACCAGCCUGACUCUGCGCGUGGCCAUCACUCUCAAGGACCUGGACUCCAUCGCCCCCAAGGUCCUGUCCCUGGAGCACCUGGACAUCGAGCAGAACCGCUCCAGCGGCAGCCUGUGUCGCCGCAUCCCCAUGCUGUUCCCCCAGCUCAGGACUCUGCGCAUCAGGUUCUUCCGCCGGGAGCCGGAGAAGGACCUGCUGAGCCUCCACCGCCUGCGGCACCUGGAGCGGCUGGAGCUGCUGGUGGAGCGCUCCUUCAUCCUGAGGGACUACCUGAACGGACACCCCUGGCCCAGCCCCACCGUGCAGGGGCUCAUCAACCAGCUGCGGGGGAUGUCGGCCAACAGGAUCACCGUGGUCACCGCCAUGCGCCAGAGAAACCCCCUGAGGGAGUGCAACUGCGUGUGGGAGGGAGACCGAUGAGUACUCCUCUUUUCUCCCAUUCAGGACUUUGACGUAGCUGCAUUCCCGCUCUAGCUUAUUUCUACCUUAUUAUUUUCCUUUCAAACCUUUUGGACCAUUGGUCGUAAUCAUUGAUAGCUAAUGCUAGGCUACAUGCUAAAUGAGCUUUAGCCACAAAAGCAUUACAUAGUAAGUACUCGGUACUUGUGGACCGGAUGAAGAUUGUACAGCAUUUUGGGUUUUUGGAAAGAGGAGCCAAAUAUAUUUUCCUUUCAAACGUUUUGGACGAUUGAUCGUAAUCAUUGAUAGCUAAUGCUAGGCUAAAUGCUAAAUGAGCCUUUAGCCGCAAAAGCAUUACAUAGUAAGUACUCGGUACUUGUGGACCGGAUGAAGAUUGUACAGCACUUUGGGUUUCUGGAAGAAGGCGCCAAAUAAAUUCUGAUGAAAAAGAUUUGGUGGAAAAUUGGAUGGAAAUGCUGCCAGUUAGCAUGCUAGUCAAAUAGCGUCGGUUAACGACAAUAAAAGGAGGGAGGCCGAUGAGUACUCCUCUUUUCUCCCAUUCAGGACUUUGACGUUGCUGCAUUCCCGCUCUAGCUUAUUUCUACCUUAUUAUUUUCCUUUCAAACCUUUUGGACCAUUGGUCGUAAUCAUUGAUAGCUAAUGCUAGGCUACAUGCUAAAUGAGCUUUAGCCGCAAAAGUAUUACAUAGUAAGUACUCGGUACUUGUGGACCGGAUGAGGAUUGUACAGCAUUUUGGGUUUUUGGAAAGAGGAGCCAAAUAUAUUUUCCUUUCAAACGUUUUGGAUGAUUGAUCGUAAUCAUUGAUAGCUAAUGCUAGGCUACAUGCUAAAUGAGCUUUAGCCGCAAAAGCAUUACAUAGUAAGUACUCGGUACUUGUGGACCGGAUGAAGAUUGUACAGCACUUUGGGUUUCUGGAAGAAGGCGCCAAAUAAAUUCUGAUGAAAAAGAUUUGGUGGAAAAUUGGAUGGAAAUGCUGCCAGUUAGCAUGCUAGUCAAAUAGCGUCGGUUAACGACAAUAAAAGGAGGGAGGCCGAUGAGUACUCCUCUUUUCUCCCAUUCAGGACUUUGACGUAGCUGCAUUCCCGCUCUAGCUUAUUUCUACCUUACUAUUUUCCUUUCAAACCUUUUGGACCAUUGGUCGUAAUCCUUGAUAGCUAAUGCUAGGCUACAUGCAAAAUGAGCCUUUAGCCGCAAAAGCAUUACAUAAUAAGUACUCGGUACUUGUGGACCGGAUGAAGAUUGUACAGCAUUUUGGGUUUUUGGAAAGAGGAGCCAAAUAUAUUUUCCUUUCAAACGUUUUGGACGAUUGAUCGUAAUCAUUGAUAGCUAAUGCUAGGCUACAUGCUAAAUGAGCCUUUAGCCGCAAAAGCAUUACAUAGUAAGUACUCGGUACUUGUGGACCGGAUGAAGAUUGUACAGCACUUUGGGUUUCUGGAAGAAGGCGCCAAAUAUAUUUUCCUUUCAAACCUUUUGGACCAUUGGUCGUAAUCCUUGAUAGCUAAUGCUAGGCUACAUGCAAAAUGAGCCUUUAGCCGCAAAAGCAUUACAUAAUAAGUACUCGGUACUUGUGGACCGGAUGAAGAUUGUACAGCAUUUUGGGUUUUUGGAAAGAGGAGCCAAAUAUAUUUUCCUUUCAAACGUUUUGGAUGAUUGAUCGUAAUCAUUGAUAGCUAAUGCUAGGCUACAUGCUAAAUGAGCCUUUAGCCACAAAAGCAUUACAUAGUAAGUACUCGGUACUUGUGGACCGGAUGAAGAUUGUACAGCACUUUGGGUUUCUGGAAGAAGGCGCCAAAUAAAUUCUGAUGAAAAAGAUUUGGUGGAAAAUUGGAUGGAAAUGCUGCCAGUUAGCAUGCUAGUCAAAUAGCGUCGGUUAACGACAAUAAAAGGAGGGAGGCCGAUGAGUACUCCUCUUUUCUCCCAUUCAGGACUUUGACGUAGCUGCAUUCCCGCUCUAGCUUAUUUCUACCUUACUAUUUUCCUUUCAAACCUUUUGGACCAUUGGUCGUAAUUCUUGAUAGCUAAUGCUAGGCUACAUGCAAAAUGAGCCUUUAGCCGCAAAAGCAUUACAUAAUAAGUACCUAGUACUUGUGGACCGGAUGAAGAUUGUACAGCAUUUUGGGUUUUUGGAAAGAGGAGCCAAAUAUAUUUUCCUUUCAAACGUUUUGGAUGAUUGAUCGUAAUCAUUGAUAGCUAAUGCUAGGCUACAUGCUAAAUGAGCCUUUAGCCGCAAAAGCAUUACAUAGUAAGUACUCGGUACUUGUGGACCGGAUGAAGAUUGUACAACACUUUGGGUUUCUGGAAGAAGGCGCCAAAUAAAUUCUGAUGAAAAAGA
Molecule: messenger RNA, 4445 nt
Organism: Nerophis lumbriciformis (worm pipefish)
Lineage: Eukaryota; Metazoa; Chordata; Actinopteri; Syngnathiformes; Syngnathidae
Molecular function (GO): protein binding
Source: RefSeq, a predicted model, not a curated record